AUGCUGUCGGUCUUGCGGUCGUUGCCCAGUUUAAGCCAAAGACACUGGUCCACUUCUCUCUUGCCGCAGAGUCUGUCUCGAAAUGUCUCUGCACAACUGCUCUUCCGCUCCUUCCAUCCUUCACCCCUCGCUGCUGUAACCUUGAACCAAUCGACACGUCGUAAACCGCCUCAAAAGAAGAAUAGACACACGUCGCCAUUGCUGGAAGGCAAUACGCAGAAGAAAGCAGUGAUUAGCUCAGUGUUCAUCAUGAAGCCGAAGAAGCCGAACUCCGCCAAACGGAAAGUCGCUCGAGUGAAGCUGACCUCAGGGAAGACGCUGCAUGCGUAUAUCCCCGGCGAAGGUCAUACGCUACAGGAACAUGGUGUUGUACUGGUGAGAGGGGGUCGUGCCCAAGAUCUUCCCGGUGUUCGGUAUAAGCUGGUGCGAGGAGCUUAUGAUUUUGGCGCUGUAGUUAAUCGGUUAACCGCUCGAAGCCGAUAUGGGGCUAAGAAGCCCAAACAAUAA
Messenger RNA from Fibroporia radiculosa, 507 nucleotides. RefSeq lists its product as uncharacterized. Gene Ontology annotation, biological process: translation. NCBI's taxonomy places the organism in Eukaryota, Fungi, Basidiomycota, Agaricomycetes, Polyporales, Fibroporiaceae. The transcript is spliced from 3 exons. The record is from RefSeq and is a predicted model, not a curated record. Gene Ontology annotation, cellular component: ribosome; small ribosomal subunit. Gene Ontology annotation, molecular function: structural constituent of ribosome. Bases 1 to 507 code for a protein of 168 amino acids.